AAAUGCAAGUGAUGCAUGUAUUUGUCAAAUUUAGUGAAUGUUAAAGCUUUUCAGGUCACAUAUCUAGAACCUGGUCAGAGCUGUGAAGUUGAAGCAAGAAAUGCUUCAAAAACCAGAAUUCAGGCCACUGCCGGUCCAGUUCUUGGUCCACCUUGGCAACGUCCUGAGAAUGGGUAUCUUGUCGGUUCACCACAGGGCGAGAUUACGCUUUACUAUGAACCCCACUGUGUUUACAACAAGAAUUUUCUUGAGAAGGAACAGGCUGACAUUGUUAUUACCCCUGUCAUUAAGCAGCUUCUUCCUAAUUUUACUUUGGUUUCAGGACAAGAAGAUGCAGUUCAAUUGGCUAAAGUUUUGAAUGCUAAGUAUAUUGUACCGAUGAGAAAUGGGGAUCUCGAUGCCAAAGGAUUUCUGUCCAGUCUAAUUCAAUCUGAAGGAACAUUUGAGUCAUUUAAGGUAUGGCUAAUUUCUUUAUUCACUGUGAAAUAGAUGAGUCAAGGUUCCAAAUAAACACAUAUGACAUGCAUGCAUGAGUGCAUGUGUGCAUGCAAACACAUUGAUAAUGUGGAUAUACUUAAUGUAUAUGUUUGAGUCCUUCAUUCAUUGGUGCAGAAUGAAUGGGUAAGAUACCACGCCACCUAUGUGUACUGAUAAU
Molecule: messenger RNA, 655 nt
Organism: Carica papaya (papaya)
Lineage: Eukaryota; Viridiplantae; Streptophyta; Magnoliopsida; Brassicales; Caricaceae
Source: RefSeq, a predicted model, not a curated record